AUGGGCAAGAACGUCGACACAUCGAUCCAGGGCAAGGCCACGGGCUCUGCGGCGCAGGAGGUCGAGCGCCACUCAGGCGAGCACCCCCUCAAGCUGUACGCCGGCUGGUUCUGUCCCUUCGUACAGCGCGCCUGGAUCGUCCUGGUCGAGAAGAAGAUCCCCUACCAGUACAUCGAGAUCAACCCCUACAACAAGGACCCGGACUUCCUCGCUCUGAACCCGCGGGGCCUGGUCCCCACGCUCGGCGUGCCGACGGCCCAGGGAAAAGACCUCAAGCCGCUCUACGAGAGCUCCGUCAUCUGCCAGUACCUGGACGAGGCCUACGCCGACGAGUCCAAGCACGGCCCCGCUCUGCUGCCGGCCGACCCGUACGAGCGGGCCAGGUGCCGCCUGUGGAUGGACCACGUCGCGACGCGCAUCGUGCCCGGGUUCUACAAGCUGAUCCAGCACACGCCGCAGAAGGAGUUCCCCAUCGAGCGGGCGCGCGAGGAGCUCCACGGGCACGUCAAGACCCUCGUGCGCGAGAUGGACAGCAGUGGUGGCGGGCCGUGGUUCGCCGGCGGGGACUUCGGGAUGGUGGAUGUCAUGCUCGCGCCGUGGGCGCUGAGGCUGUGGCUCAUCGACCACUACAAGCCCGGCGGGUUUGGUGCUCCCAAGGUGGGAGAGGGCGGGGAUGACGAAGAGAUCUGGGCGCGCUGGCGGAAGUGGCUGGACGCCGUUGAGAACCGCGAGAGCAUCAAGGCGACCUGCAGCGUGAGGGAGCAGUACAUUGAUGUGUACAAGCGGUAUGCGGAUGACACGACUAAUUCGCUGGUGGCGCAGGCAACAAGGCAAGGGAAGAGUCUGCCAUAG
Molecule: messenger RNA, 852 nt
Organism: Thyridium curvatum
Lineage: Eukaryota; Fungi; Ascomycota; Sordariomycetes; Thyridiales; Thyridiaceae
Exons: 1
Coding region: 1-852 (283 amino acids)
Cellular component (GO): cytoplasm
Molecular function (GO): glutathione transferase activity
Source: RefSeq, a predicted model, not a curated record